AUGGCUGGACAAGCAAUUAGAAAAUUCCUUCUACUCUUUAACAGUGUAUUGGUCAAAAGGAGUGAAGAAGAAACUGUAACCAAAGGAGGCAUUAUGAUUCCAGAAAAAUCUCAAGGCAAAGUAUUACAAGCAACAGUAGUAGCUUUGGGAUCAGGCUCUAAAGGAAAGGGUGGAGAGAUUCAGUCAGUUAGCAUGAAAGUUGGAGAUAAAGUUCUUCUCCCAGAGUAUGGAGCUAUCAAGGUGGUUCUAGAUGACAAGGAUUAUUUCUUAUUUAGAGAUGGUGACAUUUUUGGAAAAUAUGUAGACUGA
Sciurus carolinensis (gray squirrel) is the source of this 309-nucleotide messenger RNA. RefSeq names its product 10 kDa heat shock protein, mitochondrial-like. Lineage: Eukaryota; Metazoa; Chordata; Mammalia; Rodentia; Sciuridae. The record is from RefSeq and is a predicted model, not a curated record. The transcript has a single exon. Gene Ontology annotation, cellular component: mitochondrial matrix. The coding region runs from base 1 to 309 and encodes 102 amino acids. Gene Ontology annotation, molecular function: protein folding chaperone; metal ion binding; ATP binding.